ACACUGCGGUCCCGUCCGGCCCCUUUGGCUUCUGCCCUGUGAAAUAUCCCCCCCAGUGCCGAGCCUAGCGCCCGAGAUGCCGGUGACCGGGUAGCUAAUGCCCGGUGCGGGCGGGGCAAGCCUCAGGGAGGCUGCUGGCGAUUGGGCUUUCAUACAAAGGGGUUGAGGGGAAGCUUUGCUCCCACCCGGCGGCGGCAAGAGGUGUCGCUUAUGUAGCAAGCUGGAGAAGUGGGCAGCCAGCUAAGCCUUUUGGGUUGGUGGGGGUUAGCUAGUAGCCGCUCAUACGGUCUGAGGUGAGGUGCCUGUCCCUGGCAUCUACGUGUUUCAAUUGCUAGUGAGAGGCCCCUGCCCCCAAAAAAUCGGUGUGUGUUUAUGUCUACGCUUGGAAGAAUUAGCUCUUUAGCAGUAAAUGUCAGUAAUGCCAGCAGCACAAUGAAGCUUUUGUUGAUAGGGUCCACUUCUUUGAUGGCAUGUACAUGAUCCAUGGUGCCGAACGCUCAUCUUUGGGAAAUGAAGAAUGGAAUCCUUGGGAAGGAGAUGAAAAAAAUGAGCAGAUUGCUUCACAGCAGAGAUAUGAAACUAAUCUUCAAAUGUUAAAAAAUUUGAAAUCCCAACAAGAACAAACAGACCUUAAAGUGCAGAUCUGGGGUAAAGCAGCCAUUGGUCUUUACCUCUGGCAACAUAUUCUUGAAGGUCUGCUUGAACCUGCUGAUGUGACUGCUCAGUGGAGAGAAGGAAGCAUAAAGGGAGGAAAAACACAUUUCAGUUUCAUCACUGGUCCAGCCGUAGUCCCGGGAUACUUUUCAGUAGAAGCUGAUAAUGUGGUUCUAGUUCUGAAUGGAAGAGAGGAAGCAAAGAUCACUUACGCCACUCAGUGGUUGCAUUAUGCACAAACUUUAAUACAAACUCGCAAGCUGAGGCAUGUUGCCAUUGUGCUGCUUGGAAGUGAACAGUGUAACAAUGAAUGGAUUCACCCAUACCUGAAAAGACACGGAGGAUUUGUGGAACUACUUUUUGUAGUAUACGACUGUACCUGGGUAAAUGAAGAAGAUAUUUUCCAGUGGCCUUUAGGAGUAGCUACAUAUAGGAAUUUCCCCAUCGUAGAGCCCAACUGGUCAAUGCUACGUUCUCCAAGAUCAUAUCUAUGUAACUUUUUAGGAACGGUGUAUAAGAAUUCAUCUAGGGAGAACCUAAUGGAAGUUUUGAAACAAGAUGGGCUUGAUAAACUCUGUUGGAUUGCAGCCAGAGAACAGUGGCAGCCUCAAGAAACAAAUGAAAGUUUUAGAAUCUAUCAAGAUGCAUUGCUGCAGAGUGAUCUCACAUUGUGCCCAGUGGGAGUAAAUACAGAAUGCUAUAGAAUUUAUGAAGCUUGUUCAUAUGGCUCUGUUCCUGUUGUAGAAGAUGUAAUGACACCAGGCAAGUGUGGAAAUUCAUCUAUAUACCACAGUGCUCCACUGCAAUUACUAAAGACCAUGGGGGCUCCAUUUAUCUUUAUUAAAAACUGGGAAGAACUUCCUGCUGUUUUAGAAAAAGAGAAAAAUAUGAGCUUACAAGAAAAGAUUCAAAGGAGAAAAAAGCUUAUAGAAUGGUACCGGUACUUCAAAGCACAAAUGAGACAUAAAUUUAUUAAUAUCUUGGAAAAUUCAUUUUUACCAAAUUAUAAAGGUUAAUUGCCUCCUUUGAAAAUCAAAAAUAGAUCAAAAGUUUAAUUUUCACUGACCUUCAAGUAAGCUUUUAUAUAAAAAUAAAAAAUAAAUGAACCACUUCCAGUGCAGGUGCAAUUUCUUUGAAGUCAAUAGAGUUGCACCAGCUUACCGAGGGCUGAUUUUCACCCUUCUUUCCUAAACUACUUUCAGAGAGGAUGCAGUCUUACAGGAUAGUAGUCUGGAUGGAUGACAUCAACUUUAUUAUUAUUUUUUGCAAUGACCAUCUCUCAUUCUUAGCAAGUCAGUACUUCUGUGUUUUAAUCUAGAUAUGGAAGCAUUUCAGCAAAUACAUCACCCAAAGAUAAAUGUUUCACAAAAAGCAUAAUAAGUGGUGGCUCCACUACACUGAUAUUUAUACCUUAAGCAUUCUUUCCUGAAAGUCUCCUGCUAUCAUUUUCCUUAUUUUAAAAUAUAAUUUUAUUAUAGUUUUCGUUAACUGAGGAAAAAGAGAACUAUGGUCAAGCAAGCCUUGAAUGGCAGAACUUUUAACAAUAUCAAAAUAAAGUCUUUAAACUAUUGCAGAUAAUGAGAGCUCUCCUCCCAUUUUUGGCAGGUGCAAAAUGAAGCCAUUUAAUAAUAUGGGCUCCUCCCAUUUGUCUAGUGUCUUAGGGGGAGAUGUUAUGUAUUGAAAAAUUUCAUUUCUGUGAUGUUAUCAAGAGAACUUUCCUCUCCAAAACUGGCCAUUGAUAGAUGGAAUAUUCCCUGCUACCCCACUCAUCCUCACCACUGCCCACUUCUUUGACUAGCUUGCUACCAUAUACUAAAAGUAUCUUCGACCAUCCUGGAAUAAAUGGUCAUUAAAUCUUUUUUCAUCCAAAACACUUCUGUAAAGGAACGUCCUCAUAUUUUAAAUAUGUGUCUAAACUCCUUACCCAUCCCUGUUCUACCAAAAAGUAACAGUUUACCUUUUAUUGAAAGUUUUUUCCUUUAAUGUUUUGGUGAUUGUGCAUGAUGUUGUCAGAGUAUGAAUACAGUGUGUAAAGAUGCAUUUGGGCAACGUUUUCAACAAAAAUAGAGACCCACUUGUUCAGAUAAAGUUAUAAACACAAUUGUGCUUCUAUCACAGGGGUCGGCAACCUUUCAGAAGUGGUCUGCCGAAUCUUCAUUUAUUCACUCUAAUUUAAGGUUUAGCGUGCCAGUAAUACAUUUUAACAUUUUUAGAAGGUCUCUUUCUCUAAGU
Messenger RNA from Trachemys scripta elegans, 2886 nucleotides. RefSeq names its product ribitol xylosyltransferase 1 (gene RXYLT1). The record is from RefSeq and is a predicted model, not a curated record. Gene Ontology annotation, biological process: protein O-linked glycosylation via mannose. The transcript has 6 exons. Gene Ontology annotation, molecular function: ribitol beta-1,4-xylosyltransferase activity. Gene Ontology annotation, cellular component: Golgi apparatus. Lineage: Eukaryota; Metazoa; Chordata; Testudines; Emydidae. Bases 471 to 1670 code for a protein of 399 amino acids.